Messenger RNA from Williopsis jadinii, 1771 nucleotides. RefSeq lists its product as uncharacterized. The record is from RefSeq and is a predicted model, not a curated record. The transcript has a single exon. NCBI's taxonomy places the organism in Eukaryota, Fungi, Ascomycota, Saccharomycetes, Phaffomycetales, Wickerhamomycetaceae. Bases 374 to 1735 code for a protein of 453 amino acids.
GAAGCGUCUACAGCUGUGGAGUUGGAUGACAUGAUGAUUGGUGCCGGAAACUCCAAGCUUGCAUGAGGGAAUAAAUUACAAAUUGUAUGAUCAUCACUCAAUUCGAUUGGAGACACUGGCAAAUUUGAAAAGUUAUGAAUACAUUUCAAUUUUAACUCUCGCCUCAAAGCGCAUUGCAUCAACGCACCAUGCGCUGUGACGUAUGUACAUCUUAACUUUAAAAGCAGAUGAGAUUAUAUAAGCACGCAGUGCUGUCCGAACCAUCGGGCUGUACACUUUGGGUAUUAAUAGGGCAAAUCCGUAUAAAUAAGCCGUUAAUCCUCGUUCUUUUCCUUCCCGUAUCGCCUCAGAAGAAGAACUAUAUUACUAUAAUAUGAGAGUUCUCCCAUUGGCCACGUUAGCACUCGGUGCACUUGGUGCUGUUAUACAAAAUUGCGUUGGUUAUGAGCCUUCCGACGGACCCAGAGGAUUAUACAUUGAGUCCAAUGAAGAGGAUACCUCCUUGCUGGUGUACCAUAUCAGAGAUUCUGCCAGAACCAACAUCCCAAUGGUUGUUGAUGAUGACAUAUUGCUCAUGGAGGUUGACGGGUUUGGCAUUUGCUCGCAGAAGAAGCUGUCGCAAGGGCUGUGUGAUGGUCCUGUCGGCACCUUUACCGUCAAGGUGAUGGAUGGUGAGAAGCCUCAGAGCGCAAUCUUGAACCAAAGACUGAUGAAAGGUGAGAAUGUCACCUAUCAGAUCCAUGAACAGGGUAUAUUCUGUGGUAUUCUUUAUCAAGAGGCUGAAAGCGUGAAGGGACUGUAUGUCCAGGAGAUCCACAGCUAUGGAUAUCUAUCACUUGCUGGCCACGCAGAGGCUAAAGUAUUCCAACUCUUGAUAGCACUGCUAUUCAUCACCCAGCUGGUUCUCAUAUGGACAUUCAGAGGUGAUAAGAAGAAGUACAUUGGAACCAUCUUUCAAGACAUCUGUGUGCUCCUUAGUCUGAAGGUUUUAGAGAUUACAUGGAAUAACCUCAUUCUCAGCCUUUGGAAUUUCUAUCCAAGACUCUCAUUGUUUAAAGUGUUUGACUUUUACAUCGCAGUUCAAUUCCUCUUCACAAUAGGAUCCUACAUUGUCUAUUAUAAGCUCUCCUCUGGUGUCUAUGGGUAUGGUAAACCGGACAGAGAGAGAUUGUCUAUUCAGCCAGCUUUUAAGAAGUGUCUUGUUGCACAAGGUGUCUCGUACAUUAUUCUCUCAUUCCAUCCGUUAUUGGAGAAAUUGGCACAUUUCUAUGUUGUCCAAGCUAUCCAGAUCAUCGCCUCUCUUGUGUCCGCAUUCAUAUGGAUUCCUAUGUUCUACAUCAUGUACAAGAACUCCAAGAUGACGUACAAUGAGAUUGUUGAUCCAAUAUUCGCCAGAAAGUAUCUUCUGUCAAGAAGAGCACUUAUUUUCAUCCCAAUAUCACUCGGAUUGAUCUCCACAGUUGGUACGAUGGUUGUGAUGGCUGCUGCCACGAAUUCGUCUCAAAAGACUGGUGAUAUCGGAAAGGACUUUAAGGAGAACUUCACAACCAUGCUCGAAGUGUCCACUAAGCAGAACAUGUGGUAUGUUCUUCUCAGCCACCUGAACGACUUCUCGAUGUUGGUUGUUCAAUGGGUGUUGCUCUUGAUCUGGAAUCCUAAAACCAUUGAUCCUUCCGAAUUCGAAGACGUUCACGCAAAUCAACUCAAUGAGGGCAAUGGAAAGCUUCAGCUGUGAGAAACGGACAGUUAUAACUUCUGUUUCGUUAAAUAC